AACGCAUAAAUAGGGGAUAAGCCCUCUCACGUUUUAGUAAAAUUUGACAACAGACAGUUAAACAAACUGACGUAAACAUAUAUAGCUGUAUGCCUAGAACAACAAUAAUGGACCCUCUUGCUGUUGGAGGGGUAAUCGGAGAUGUUGUUGAUCCUUUUGUAAGUUGUGUUUCUCUGAGGAUUGUAUAUCACAAUAACUCAGAAGUUGUUAAUAGUUUGGAGUUGAAGCCAUCCCAAAUUAUCAAUCAACCAAGAGUUGACGUUGGUGGUGAUGAUUUUAGAACUUUUUACACUCUGAUAAUGGUGGACCCUGAUGCACCUAGUCCUACUAAUCCAAAUAUGAGAGAGUAUUUACACUGGUUGGUAAUGAAUAUUCCAGGGACGACAGGAACGAGCUUCGGACAAGAGAUAGUUGGAUACGAAAGCCCAAGACCAAUAGCAGGAAUACAUAGGAUGGUGUUUGUGUUGUACAAACAAAUGAGGAGGCAAGAAGUGAUACACCCUCCAAGAUGGCGUAACAACUUCAACACUCGUGACUUCGCACAAGUCUACAAUCUUGGAACUCCUGUUGCUGCUCUCUACUUCAAUUGCCAGCGGGAGAGCGGUUGGGGUGGAAGGAGAAUCAUCAUUUAGCUUUAUCCUUCCUUCAACCCAAAAAUGGGCUUAGGCCCACCCUUAAUUUACCAAAAUGGGCUUUUUUAAUUCAUAAGUGUUAAAACACUACUCAUUUAAAACCUAAACCCAUCACCAAAAUUUGACCUCUAUCCUUCAACAAAAAUAAAAAAACUACUAUUAUUUUCUCUACCGUUGUUAUGACCCAAAACUAUAUAAUAAUAAUACUCAAAAGGGUCUGAAAGUUGUACUAGUUAUUGAAUUAAACAAGGCACUGAUGAAGCCCUUGAUCAAUGGCAGCAGCACCUGCCUCACUAGGAGCUGUACCUAGGUUCAAAUUCUCGAUGAGAAAUAUAAAACCCAUAUUAGUAGUAAUAGUGUAUGUGAACGAAUGUGUGUUGUGUAAUGUAUAAGAACCAAAAAAUAAAAAACAAGGCAGUGAUGAUUUGUGUCAAAUAUAAGUUUGAGCUGUAUCUUAUAUUUUUUUAAGGUUAAUAUUAGAAUUUACUUUCUAAAUAACGAAUUGAAGGAUGACUCUU
Messenger RNA from Arachis ipaensis, 1150 nucleotides. Its product is annotated as protein TWIN SISTER of FT-like. The record is from RefSeq and is a predicted model, not a curated record. NCBI's taxonomy places the organism in Eukaryota, Viridiplantae, Streptophyta, Magnoliopsida, Fabales, Fabaceae.